Emiliania huxleyi CCMP1516 is the source of this 492-nucleotide messenger RNA. RefSeq lists its product as hypothetical. The transcript has a single exon. The annotation marks the transcript as partial. Lineage: Eukaryota; Haptophyta; Isochrysidales; Noelaerhabdaceae. Gene Ontology annotation, molecular function: transmembrane transporter activity. Gene Ontology annotation, biological process: transport. The record is from RefSeq and is a predicted model, not a curated record.
GUGCGGCAUGAGGGCCGCGCCUUUUCGGGCCCGCUAGAGGUUGUGCAAACUGUCGUCUGCCGUUCCGGCUUUCGCGGCCUAUACCGCGGCAUCGGCGUGUGCGUGGUGAUGGACCUGGUCUCGGGCGCAAUCUACUUUGGCGGGAACCGCUGGCUCACCGUCAACUUUGCCGAGGGCGGCGGCGGCGACGGCGGCGACAGCGGCGACGGCGCGACACAGGCGCUCAAGCUUGUGGGAGCCGGGUCUCUCUCGGGUGUCUCCUCGUGGGCUGCCAUCUACCCGCUCGAUGUGGUGCGCACGCGCAUGGCGGCGCAGCCCUUCGGCUGGGAAGGCGCCGCGGACAUUGCGCGCCAACUCUUUCGAACGGGUGGGGAGCGCGCCUUUUUCCGCGGCCUUGUGCCCUGCCUGGCGAGAAGCUGCUUCUCGGACGGCAUCUUCUUCCCCGUGUACUGGUCAGUGAGCUGGCAGCUGGGCACGCGCGGCCAGGAUUGA